AUGCCACCCAAACGAAAAGCCCCUUCCAAACUGUCUGGGCUAGUAGGCUCCGAUGACGAGGAUAUCAUGCAAGCCACAGCAAAAGAACCAGAUACCUCCAAUGAGCCUCCCGCCAAAAGACGCAGAGGCAGACCGCGUACUUCACACGAGAAUGUCAUCGAGACCAAACCCACCAAACCUACUACACGAACCAAAAAACAACAAAUAACUGUAAAUGAGCCAGAAUCAGCUGCAGAGAAGAAGCCCGCUCGCCGAGGACGACCUCGAGGAAGCCGUGCAGCCCAGGACGCUGAGACGCCUGCAGAGGAAGCAGUGGAGAACGUGCUUCCCGAACAUGAUGAUGCACACGACCGGAAGGAAGAUUCCCCCAUCGCUAAAGAUACCAACAAACAGCCACCCAAGGCAACGAAGGCUAAGGCCGCGGCGCCUGCCACACGCGGUCGGGGACAAGGCCGCGCGGUCAGCGCACAGCUCCAUACCGACGGCGGAUUCGAGUUUACCCCGGGUAGUGCUCGACAUGUUAGCUUCCAUGGACAUGACACUGAAAAAGACGCAACAACCUCUCCAGCUCGUCUUGCGACCCAGGAAUGGAAGGAAUCUGAAGCCGAAGGUCCUCAACAGAACGAGGAGCCCCCAGCGGAGCUCGUGAACGAGACUCCGAGCUACAAGCGCAACACGGCAUCCCCAAUCAAGAAUAGCCGCCCGCGGCCAUCGAUAUUACGCAACUCACAAGAUUCUUCUCCUCGUAAACGCAAGUUAGGAGGCACUGACUCCGAACAGGGUGGCGACCCGGAAUUGAGGCGCAGGCUGGGUGACAUGACCAAGAAGCAUGAUGCCCUAGAGAGUAAAUACCGCAAUCUGCGGGAGAUUGGAAUUGUCGAAGCCAACACCAACAUGGAGAAACUACGAAAGCAAAAUGAGACUGUUGUUACAGCAUCAAAUCAAUUGAUUGAUUCGCUGAAGGCCGAAUUGGAGACCCAGCGAAAAUUAGGAUUUCAAAGCCGUGGGCUUCAGAAGCAACUUAAAGACCGUGAUGUUGAAUUGGCUCGGCUCAAAUCCGAGGCCGAUGAAGCACGGAUACAGCUCGCCUCCGCACAAUCUGAAGUCAAAGCCUUACAGACAAAGCUCGCAGCGGCGCGCAACACAGCUGCUAGUCUCGAGGGUGCUGCUGCAAAGGUCCCUGGCAGUGCCAUCAAGGGUGGCGCCUCCAACCGUGCUAAUGCAGCUGCCAGCGCUGAAGCGGCACAGGCUUCCCAGCUCGCACAACUGAAGGAAGACCUGUACAGUGACUUAACAGGCUUGAUCGUUCGCGAUGUCAAGAACAGAGAUUCAGAACACGUAUACGAUUGUAUCCAAACUGGCAUCAAUGGAACUCUACAUUUCCAUUUAGUUGUGCCCAAGGCCUCGGCCGAUUACAACCAGACCGAGUUCCAGUAUUUGCCUCUCCUGGACUCUAACCGCGAUCGCGACCUGGUCAACAUGCUGCCAGACUUCCUGACAGUGGAUAUCACAUUUGUUCGCGGACAAGCGGCCAAGUUCUACACACGCGUCAUCGAUGUUCUGACAAAACGGCGAUCUCUCCCAGCAUAA
Molecule: messenger RNA, 1590 nt
Organism: Penicillium paradoxum
Lineage: Eukaryota; Fungi; Ascomycota; Eurotiomycetes; Eurotiales; Aspergillaceae
Product: putative chromosome segregation protein (Pcs1)
Exons: 3
Coding region: 1-1590 (529 amino acids)
Biological process (GO): homologous chromosome segregation; attachment of mitotic spindle microtubules to kinetochore; meiotic sister chromatid segregation
Cellular component (GO): mitotic spindle; chromosome, centromeric core domain; nucleolus
Molecular function (GO): microtubule site clamp; protein binding
Source: RefSeq, a predicted model, not a curated record